AUGGAUGCUGGGCAGGUGGGUACUGCAGAGGGGAGCCCUGCAUGAGCUAGUCAACAUGCAGGGCGUUGUAGAGAACACUCUUUCUAGGGAGCAGAGAACUGUUCUGUCUCCACUGCACCCUGCUCAAGGUUUCCAUCUUCUGCUUGAGCUCUAUGUUGAUAUUGAUGUCCACCAGAAUUUGGGACCUGGCUGCCUGGUUGCACUUGCCUCUCCAAAACAGAUUCCCAAGGACUGACUCUCACUGGCACCCCAAACUGAGCUGUCUCUGCUGUGUUUCCUGACAGGCUGAACAGGAAGUGCGUGUUCAAGCAGCUGUGGGAAUUCGACAGAUACCAGGUAUAGUACUCAACAGCUGGAGAAUGGGAACCCGCUUUCUUUGGGGAUGGCUGCAUAGCACCAAAAAACUUUGCUGUAUCCUAUUCUACACUAUUCCUUUUUCAUAUUGGCUAAUUACAUAAAAGCAACAAUAACAUUUAGGGGAAACAGGAACCUUCUCUGCAGCCUACAGUGAGGAACGACCUCUUCUUAGCAAGAAUAAAAAUGGCCUUGAGGAGUGACAUGUACAGAUGUGAGCAACGAGGGACUAGCAGGAGUUGGCAAAAGCUAAUUUUCCUUGUCCCGUUUUUAUUGAUGGCACCUUUUUGUAAUAGUAAAGAUUGUCUUCCACUUUGACAACCCCUUCCUGCUUUCAGGUCAAUGCUGCCUGCUUACCAUUGUGGGCUGUCUUCUCCUCUAUUCCCAUAUGUGGUGUGGGAAUAAAUGUCUGUUGCCUUCUUGAUCCAAGAAUGUCUUUAGCGAGUAGUUACUAGGUACUGUUGUACUUCACUUCUCAAUCCUGUCAAUCUUUAUUCUGAUUAGAAAAUCUAGCUGAAACACUCUGUCAUUGGCCCUAAACCACAUGGCUUCAUGAUGUCACCUAAAGGACCCAGCAUCAUUCAGAGACCUUUACAGAAAAGGUUGUGCCUCUCAGAGAUUCCAGGGAGCCUUUGGGGCUGAGAGAUGGACUACGUGUGCUGAGGCUUCAGGGUUCUUGCAAGAUGCUAAGGGGGAUAUGGGUGUUCCUAAAUCAUCUGCAUAACUCUUGAUUCAGCAGUUCCACAGCUAACCCUAUCACAUGCUAUAUGCUAGGCAUACGCAGUGCUUUUUUUCCUUUAAAAAAGUUUAGGGGUACUCUCAUUUGCCUACUCAUAUUGAAAUACUGCCCCUCAAUGAGGCCAAAUUUAGAUUCAAAAAAUGUUCAGGGGUAUGCUUACCCCUGCGUCUCUCCAGAAAAAAAGCACUGGGCAUAUUCAUAAUUUCCUUUAAAAUAGUUUCUCUGCCGCAACUUCCACUUUAUCAAACUGCACGACAAUAGUAGGCCACAAGCUUAACACGAGUCAACAGUGUGAUGCAGCAGCAAAAAGAAAGUUAAUUCAAUUCUAGACUGCUUCAACAGAAGUUAUAGUGUUCAGGUCAAGGGAAGUAAGAGUACUGCUCUACUCUGUUGUCUUGGUCAGAUUCCACUUGGAGUACUGUGUCCAGUUCUGGGCACCACAGUUUAAGAAGGGCAUUGACAAGCUGGAAGGUGUCAGGUGUCAGGAGCAGGUCAAGAAUAAUUUACACGGCUUCAGUGAAGCUAACUCUUUAUUCAAGAAACCAGACAGCUCAGGAGAUCAGGCCUAGAUGGCACAGCAACUCUCCCCAGUAGAACUUGCCCCAUGAGGCAGUUGUGGGGACUGAAGUUCCCGCCUUCACACAGUUCCCUAAGUCUCUUCCUCCCCCAGUUCCUUCCCUAUCUGAGGCUCCAUUGUCUUGCCUGUCUGAGGUGGGGGGGAAGCAGCAGGAGGGGGAAAGCCUGGCUUCCUCACCAUCCUGACUCAUCGCUUCCUCUUGGCCCCCCUCGUCUCCAGCCUCCCCUUCUGCCUCUGAGUCUGGACUGUUCUCUGCCAUAGCCUCUUCCUGCUUACUAGGCCCUGUUACCUCUUCAGCUUCUGACACCUCUUCCUCCCAGUCUGAUUCCUCUGACCACUCAUCAUUGUCCCACCACCACUCCCUGGACUCUGAGCCUUCAUCCCCUGGGGGUUCCCCAGCUGGUGCCUCCCACCACUCUUCUGUGUCCAGCCAAACCAUGGCAGACAGCAGAGGAAGGUUGGACUGAAUGACUCUUUGGGUCCCUUCAAACUUUACAAUUAUAUUAUUCUAUAAUUAAUCCUAUAAGUAAGGAGUCUGAUUGAAUCAUUUUAACAUGGAGAUAAUAAGUUAUGGGGUACAAAAAUAUAUAACAUGAAUCUCCUUGCCCUUUCUUUGACAAAAAAAAUUGCAUAUGGGUGAUGUUCUACUCAGCACUGUGGUUAACAGGACUCAAUUUUCAUUCAUAAUGUGAUACUCUGGAUGAAACCAAAGACAAAAUGUUCCCUCUGGCCUGCGCUAAAGCCUCUCUGAAGACUUUAACCUACUCAAGUUCAAAGGAGUAAAUCCAGAAGAAGGAUAGACAGCAACACACCUGGAAUGAUCUUGGUUGCAGGGGAUGCCCAGAAGACGUGUGACGGUUCACCUACUGUGAGAUAGGAUUCCAUUCUAGUUUUUUGUUUUUGUUUUGGUCAGGUUAAACUCCAGACUCCUCCAGACUUUCUUUUGUGGUAUGUUUCUAGGAGGAGGUCUGCGAUUCAAAGCUCUGUGUCUGAGCCCUUUUUCUUCUUUUUCUUUUUGCUGCUCCAGAACAUUUCCUAUGAAAAUCCGCUCUUUACCACUGAAUCAGAACAAAUGGCAAUCUGCGGAAAAUCCAGUUUGCUGUUUCUUCUGAUUCACCGUUAAAGAGAGGGGUUCCCCAGGGAAAGCAGUAGGGCAGAAAGAAAGAAAGAAAGAAAGAAAGAAAGAAAGAAAGAAAGCAGCAUUCAGACAUGCAGCUUUAAAGUAUAAACCUGUACUUAGAAAGCACAGGGCAAAGUGUGAGUGAGUCUUUCCUUGCUCUUAAUCUCUCCUGAGAUUAAAGCCAAAGACAGCAUGUGCUGCACAUGUUGUCUUAUGGAAAUCAUGUAGACUUUACCAACAAAGGUUUCAUUCAGCAAAGGCCAUUUAAAAAAAACCUGCAUUGCUUUCAGGUUCUGCCCAUGUUAUUGCUUUGUAUUGAUUCUGGCUGGGAUACUUAGGAGUCAUUUCCACUUGAUCUCUUUGUGAAUUGCCCCAUCCCAGAUUUUUUUCCCAUAAGGGUGGAGAACCUUUAAUUAAUGACAUUAUUAUUCAGAGACGAUAAUUAAUAAAGUCUCUCCCUAUGCCCAUAGGAUGCUGAAGAAUAAGGUGGCUGUAUUUCUAAUUAGUACUCUUGCUUGAUGCUCCUUCCAGGCUCAUUGAAACAAGACAGCUUCCUGGUGGUGAACAAAGAUUCUAACCGUCUGAUAUUCAUUAGUAAGGCAGACAAAGGAGUGCAGGUGAGAAAGCUCCUAGAGCAGGGGUACCCUCCAGAUAUUGUUGUACUCCAGCUCCCAUCGGCCCCAGCCAGCAUGGCCAAUGGGGCUGGGUACAGCAACCUCUGGAGGGCCUUCUGGAAGCUUUCUCUGCACUGUGCCUUAUAAUGAAUCAGUUGGUUAAAUCUUUGUUCCUGCAAACUGUCUUUGCUGAGCCUAAAUCAGCAAAUUUUAAAUGCAGCUCUAUGAUUCUCGGCAUCCUAUGGGCAUAGGGAGGACUGUGUGUGUCUCUGAAUAAUGUGUCGUGAGUAAGGUUCUCUGCCUCAGCUGGGAUGAACAGUCUAAAGAAGAUGGAAACAACUCUGUCCCAGCCCGUCAAAACAAUAAGCAUGGGCAAGUGAAAGCAAUACGGGACACAAAUGACAUUUAGCAGAUGGAAACCUUUGUGUCAGAAAGUCUACAUGACAAGACAACAUGUGCAGCAUGCUACACUUUAUGGGAGGUAAAGAGCGAAAGGAAGACCACUCACACUUGCUAUUCACAAAUGCAGGUUCGCAAAGCUGCAUGUCUGAUAUACUCUUUUCUUCUUUCUUUCUGCUACACCACAGAACACCUAUGCGAACGGUGAAUCAGAAAGAGCGGCAGAGCUGUACUCACGAGUACCUGUGGUAAGAGGGGUUCCCCAGGGAAAGCAGUAGGGCAGAAAGAAAGAAAGAAAGAAAGAAAGAAAGAAAGAAGCAUUCAGACAUGCAGCUUUAAAGUAUAAACCUGUACUUAGAAAGCACAGGGCAAAGUGUGAGUGAGUCUUUCCUUGCUCUUAAUCUCUCCUGAGAUUAAAGCCAAAGGCAGCAUGUGCUGCACAUGUUGUCUUAUGGAAAUCAUGUAGACUUUACCAACAAAGGUUUCAUUCAGCAAAGGCCAUUUAAAAAAAACCUGCAUUGCUUUCAGGUUCUGCCCAUGUUAUUGCUUUGUAUUGAUUCUGGCUGGGAUACUUAGGAGUCAUUUCCACUUGAUCUCUUUGUGAAUUGCCCCAUCCCAGAUUUUUUUCCCAUAAGGGUGGAGAACCUUUAAUUAAUGACAUUAUUAUUCAGAGACGAUAAUUAAUAAAGUCUCUCCCUAUGCCCAUAGGAUGCUGAAGAAUAAGGUGGCUGUAUUUCUAAUUAGUACUCUUGCUUGAUGCUCCUUCCAGGCUCAUUGAAACAAGACAGCUUCCUGGUGGUGAACAAAGAUUCUAACCGUCUGAUAUUCAUUAGUAAGGCAGACAAAGGAGUGCAGGUGAGAAAGCUCCUAGAGCAGGGGUACCCUCCAGAUAUUGUUGUACUCCAGCUCCCAUCGGCCCCAGCCAGCAUGGCCAAUGGUCAGGAAUGAUGCUGUUGUGUUGCCUAGCCCUAACCCCAUUCAAGCACAGAGGCAGACACCUCUUGGAAUGUUGCCAGCCCCUGAGUUCUUCCAGGCCAUAAGGCAUUGCCUUAUCAGAUUCAGAAGACUCACUCUCAGAGCAGUCUCCAUCACCUCAAUGUCAUAAGAGUCAAUGGCUCCAGAAUAAGGCAGUGGCCCUUUUAGGCUACAGACAGCUCCUCUGAGUGGAUAGGUCCAACUAGUUCUAGGCUAGCCAGCCUUCAGUUGGCUGUGGGAGAUCUGUGCACAGCUUCUUCCUAGGUGCAAGAUACACUAGCCAGCUUUCUCACAGUGAUUUGCCCAUGGUCCUGACCACAUCUGCCUUGUCUGUAUUAUCCCGUGAACCAGACACUGACGACAAAGAAAGAUGGGGAAAUUACUGGAAGGAUUUGAGAGAGACCUCAAAUCUUCAAGCACUAAUUGAGGACUGCUGUCUCUUUCCAGGAAGGCUGCUUCACCAUUGAUGGAGUCUUCAGUCUGGACACUGGGCAGGUACAACAUACCCAGGAUAUUGUUCUGUGCAGCCCUUGCAAUAUAUAACUUGAUGGUGUGCUGAGCUAGGGUGGAACACUUGGUGCACCAAUUUUGAUUUCUGACAUGACAGCUUUGAUUUCACAAAUGAGAGCUAGUUCUUAGGAUAUUUUGAGAGGUUCAAGUCCCCACCACCACAAUCUAGGGCAGCUGUUGUGGCAGUGAAGUCUAUAAAUUAAUUUUGCACUGUGUGAAGAAAUACCUUAUUUUGUUUGUCCUUUCUGCCAAUUAUUAUCACUAGAUGGUCCUGAGUUCUAGUAUCACAGCAGAGGGACUUUAUCUCCACCAUGCAUAAUUUUAUAAAUUUCCAUUAUGCAUUCCCCGGCCUUUUUGCCAAGCUAAGCUACUGAGCUUUUCUUCCAUGUGAAAACAACAAAUGUGUUAGCAUUAGCAGCAUAAUUUGUUGCAAACAAGUUCCAAAAUGAAUUUGGGAAAGAAUGUUUUCACUAAAUAUUUCAAUAUUUAAUUUGUAAAAAAGAAAAACGGUUCAUGCUAUACAGUAGGUUGUAUUCAGGGAAUAAACCAGUAAAGAGGGCUUCAUUUUGUCAAGUGUCUGGAGUCCUGGAACCUAACCCAAGGCCUUAUCUGGGUUGAUAUGCACUAAUGCUGGGCAUGCAGAUUAUCAUUUUUGUCCUUCACUCCAGGACAAGCUCUUCCUGGAGCAGCUGCAACCUCUGCUGGACAUGGUGCCUUUGGGCUACAGUGUGUCCCUGCUGGUUUGUGAAGCCCAUCACGACGGAACCCAGACACAGAUUCAAGCCUUUGUCCAGAAGGUGAGGGAGACUUCUAUACUGUAAUAUGUAGUCAUUAUGGAAUGAAAUUAUGAACAGGGGAGGAUGAUACUGUAGAUGGCACCUGACUCUUAGAAAGAAGGAUGCUACCUAUGAGAGCUUUGUUGUUGUUGUUUAGUCGUUUAGUCGUGUCUGACUCUUCGUGACCCCAUGGACCAGAGCAUGCCAGUUACUCCUAUCUUCCACUGCCUAUCGCAGUUUGAUCAAACUCAUGUUAGUAGCUUUGAGAACACUGUCCAACCAUCUCGUCCUCUGUCGUCCCCUUCUCCUUGUGCCCUCCAUCUUCCCCAACAUCAGGGUCUUUUCCAGGGAGUCCUUCUCGUCUCAUGAGGUGGCCAAAGUACUGGAGCCUCAGCUUCAGGAUAUGUCCUUCCAGUGAGCACUCAGGGCUGAUUUCCUUCAGAAUGGAUUGGUUUGAUCUUCUUGCAGUCCAUGGGACUCUCAAGAGUCUCCUCCAGCACCAUAAUUCAAAAGCAUAAAUUCUUCGAUGAUCAGCCAUGAGAGAUUACAUGCAGUUCAUUCCCCAUAACAUUGGGGUGGGGAACCUCAGGCUCAGGGGCUGAAUGUGGCCCUCCAAUGUUCUCCAUGUGGCCCUCAGGACUUUCCCCAAUCUGUGCCUCAUCCUCAGUCCAAAGCCCUCACUGGCCCAAUAGCACUUUGCCAGUCUACACGUGAAAGGCUUCAAUUCCAUUGCACACUGAGAAACUCACCACAAAUCAGCAGCUCAGAAAACACCAGAUUGCAUUGUGGGCUGAUAAUGACAUCAUUGGGCUGUUUUGUGAUACUCACCAAAGUACUGAACAACAAUUCCAAAAGGAUGCAAAAGCAUCAGUUGUAAGCAGCCACUUGUGUAUGCAAGGCAUAAACUCUGAUGAGUUGCAUUUUUCUUUCUUUCUCCCAUUUGUCUUCAGGUAAUAGAAUCUGUCUUGCAAGAAACUAGCCCUGCCAAAAAUAGUACUCAGUACCUCCAAACCAUCACCUUUGUCCAGGUGAGCAUACCUUGCAUAGGGUGGCACCAGCUUUAUGCACUCAAUGCUCUUCCAUAAAACCGUUCUUGUAAGUUGCCUGUGUCCUCAUUGCUAUGGCCCAUGGGCCACUGUCCCAAGUAUCUGUUUGUUCUGCAAGCCAUGGAAGCUGUAUUUUCGUUUUCACUGAUGUGACUAUAAUAGUUUUUGCACUUUCGGGUUUGCCAUUGCCAUUUUCCAGGGUUCAUCCCAGUCACAGCUGUAUUGAUACUUUUCUCACAUCCAUCCCAUUUCAGAUCUACACAGAUGGAAAGGCUCAAGACCUCCUCAGCCCCAGAAGUCAAGUCCUGCAGGUGAUGGACCUCCCUCCACUGGGGCUGUAAGCAUCCAAUUCCAAGGCUAUGGUGUUAGAUUGGUCUUUGUUGAGGAGGAGAGGAAACAUUAGCACAGAAAACAGAGAAGAAUCUGGGAUUUCACUUUUUAUUACUCAGAGAUCAGGGAGAAUUUCACCCAAUGGAACAGAAUAUGACAGGGCUGUUCAACAGUGGAAUGGACUCCCUUGGGAGGUGGUGGACUUUCCUCCCUUAGAGGAUUUUAAGCAGAGGUUGGAUGCCUGUCUGUCAUGGGUGCUUUAGUUGAGAUUCCUGCCUUGCAGAGGGCUGGACUAGAUGACCCUUGGCGUCCCUUCCAACCCUACAAUUCUGUGAUUCUAUGAAUGGCUGGGGAGGGAUCUGACUGGAUGGUAUGCACAAGAAAUUUCAUUCAGACAGACUACAGUUUAUGUAAGACAUAAGGAAUGUGAAUAUGUUGUUGGUUUUCUUGUCCUGGCACUUUCCCUAGGAAAAUCUGUGUUUUACCACUGAAUUGGAGCAAACAGCAAUCGGGUUUACCCAGGAAAAGUGCCAGGGUAAAAAAACAACAUCAUGCUUGACCAUGGAGCUGUAAAGCUUGGACCUGUGCCUGGAAAGGGUGGCGUAAAUUCUGGAUGAGCCCUGCGUUUCUGAGGAACCUCUGACCACCCUCCUUAUUAUUUCUAUGGCAGCCUAAUUAAGAUGCCUCACACUAUCAACUCUCUCCUUCUCUCUUUAGGAUGGUAGAAGAAGCAACUGAAGUAGUUGUGGCCAAUUCACAAGCUGCCACUCAUUGCUACUUGCAGGGGAUGUCAUUGCACCAAAGUUAUUUGCAGAAAUCUUUCCAGGAGCAGCACAAAGCAGCCAUGUAAGGGCAGCAGAAAGGAAAGUGCUCUUUUGAGGGGAAGAGAGCAGCACACACAGCUAACGCUGCUCAAGAUUCUGACAUUCUCUCUGAUGCACCUUCCUGAACUUGGAGCUCUCCACUCGAGAGGCAGAAUAUUCUCCUCCUGCAAUCUGUGCCACUUGAGUGCCCCUUAGAAGUGUACUGGCCAGACUUUGGCCUUGCUCACAUAUGUGCAGCUCAUAAGCUGCUUGCUUGCAUCAUGGACAUGCAGUUUAGCUUCAGGAGCUGCACAGUCACUGGUAAAAUCACUACUCUUUGGUGGAAAGUUGAGACUGAGUCAGCCCACACUUUUUCCUGGGUGCCCUGCAGAUUAUCUGAAUGAGAACUUCCACCAGACCCAGUCAGCAUGGCCACUUAGGAUGGCAGCUGUAGCCCAGAACAUUGGGAGGGCACCACAUUGGCGUCCCCUGCACUAGGCCUUUGGCUUCUGUGACUUACGAUCAAAGAUUUGCUUUUUAAAGCACCAUCAUUUCUUGCUGAACCCCAAGGCUAUUCUUACUCAUGAUGACACAAGAAUACUUCCCUGCCAGUCCUUUCAGUUUGAGGAAGGAAAGAGCUAAGAACUUGCACAAUGCCUGCUAGGAACCAAUUCUGCAGCUGCGCUUCACGCCCCAGGUUUUACAGGAAUGCCACAGCCGUUUCACGUGUUUUUAGAAUGUACACAGCAGCAUCCCAGCAGUGAGCUGCCCCUUUAACUUAUAUACAUUCAAUCUGAAGUUUAACAGACACCCGUCCAUCCACAGUUGUCUCUUCUCUGCACAUUUGGGACCUUGCAUUUCUAGGGUUCGGAUCUUACUAAUUCAGUCAUGCGGCAAGAGGUGGGGUGCUAUUGCUUGCUGGGACUGUGAGGGAGAAGGGCAAGGGAAGCACUAGCUUGGAGGUGAGGAGCACAGAUACACACACACUUGUGCCCCCCUGCUGCCACCAGCCCACUGCCUUCUGCACCUGGCCUUGGAGAACAGUCAUGCACUGCACUAUAAAAAGAAAAAAUCUGAUCUGGGAGGUAAUCAGUAGCUGAAGCUGUAGCUGUCCUGGUAUGCCAAGGAGUUCCAGAGUAUACCAGUCUGUCUGGAUGAGGGAUGUUGCUUAGGGAAGCAGUGUAGGAUGAGGCACAUCAAUAUCUGGCAGAGACCUUUGCUUCACCCGACAGCAGAGCCGGCCCAGGGUCAAGGAUUGGCACCAUCAGGCAGUUUAUUGAUCCACUGCCUAUCAUGCCACUAACUCUAUCUGCUUGCUGGCUUGUUUAUGAGACACCUCAUAAAAUAAUUUGUCUAGGGGGCUGUAUAUAUAAAAGAGAACAAAAACGUAACAGUAAAACCACACUGUAAUAAAACCAAAUUAAACUUAAGAGAAUCAAUCUCCAAAAAUAGCACAGCUGUAUUAAAAAUAACAAUUGCCCUUGCAGGUGAGAAAGGAAGGCAGGAAAGGAAGUGGCAGCCUUUUGUCCAAGUGACUCCAAACCUUUGCCUGGCUUAGAGAGGCACACACAUUCAUUCAUUCAUUCAUUGACUGCUCUUUUGUGCAAAUCUGGUAUAUAUUAAAAACUUGUAUUUCAUUAUUUUUCUUUUAAAAGGUGUGUGUUCAUAGCUGCAAAUGCAUGUCUGGAUACCCACAAAGAAACUCAAGUUCCCUGGCUAGCAGCGACCCACGUACAUUUUUUAAACUGCUCUUUUGUGCAUAUCAUAUAUGCUUGUGCGCGCAAGGAAAUGUAAAAAAGGGGUUGUAUUAAAUGCUGUGCUAGCAGAGCUCCACUGGUGCAAAAGGACUUCUGUUUCCUCUUCCCACUCUCACCCUGCCCCCAGUGUGCCCUCAAAAUCUGCUGUGGAAGGUUCUGCAACCCUCCAGAGCUGAUACUGAGGGUGCACAGCGUGCUGGAAGUGACAGGAAAGGAAGUUUCAUUGCAGACACAGAAGUCCCUUGCAGCAGCAGAGCUGCAGUGUUGGUUGCAGACCUCAGCUUCCAGGAACUUACAGUGGAUGGGGAAAUACUAAUUGAGGGGAGGAGGCAACACAAAACCUCACAAAAACCUCCCAUCAAGCACCGUCCAGGAAGCAUCAAGGUAGAUUUUGGAAGUAUAUACUUGAGUGCACUCAUGUGUGGGCAAAGGUGCACAUAUGUGCACAUGGAAACGGCAACCCAUGUAUGCAUUAACACCCUGGUCUGGACACAGCCCGAGUCAUACAUUGGUCCAUAUAGCUCAGUGCUGUUUGCUCCAUCAGGAUUCCUGAUGCAAGUUAGAAGAAAGCCUUCCAUUAUCCUUUCCCUCACCGCCAUUCCAGAACAUUACAAAAGCAGAGUUGAAGACUGCACUGGAAAUUACGCAGUGGAGCAUUAACAACGAAGCUGAGUUGCACAAUUAGGACAACAGCUUUAUGUAAAAUGUAAAUGACAAUGGCCAGAUACUGGUAGUGGGAGCUUAGAGAUGGCAAUUCUCAUUUAUCUACCCAGACCAUCCUAACCUUCUUUUUCCUACCUUCCCCCUGAGAUGUGGCAACCUCUUCACCAUCACCAUGGAGACAAAAGCAGAGGGUGGUCAGGGGCUUCAGCGUGCUGCCGUCAAGAUCUUUGAGUUUUCUGGAGGAAAUGAGCAACACCCUGCUGAUCCGUGAGUAUGGGGUGGGCCUCAGCAGAGGUCAAGCAGAUUAUCAGAGAAUGUGCAGGAAGCACAAGGCCUCCUUUUCUGGGAAUGUGUAGCCCCUAAAUCUUUGAUACUGGGGCACAGUCACCUUCACUGCUCAGGACUCGCCCAAAUUAAUUCUGCUUUAAGAAAUGUGCUUAUUCUCUGCCUGCUGGCUGAUCUGUUCCUUGCUGCUCCUUUCCUGUACAGUUUUUUGCCUCUUUUCCGAGCUUCAUCUGCUGCGGCUCUUCCUGCUGACACAGGGUUCCUCUGCUGGAUGCUGAAGCAUUUGCUGGAAGAAAAUGCCCUCACCUUCCUGCUGUUGUGCCUCACCCUGCCAGGUACCACAAUUACACGUAUCUUUUUCUUUUGUGUGAUUUUGAAGGAAGGUUGUUUUUGCUGUAGCUCGUCAAGCACUGUUCCCUUCUCAAGUACAGUGGUACCUCGGGUUAAGUACUUAAUUCGUUCCAGAGGUCUGUUCUUAACCUGAAACUGUUCUUAACCUGAAGCACCACUUUAGCUAAUGGGGCCUCCCGCUGCUGCUGUGCCGCCGGAGCAUGAUUUCUGUUCUCAUCCUGAAGCAAAGUUCUUAACCUGAAGCACUAUUUCUGGGUUAGCGGAGUCCGUAACCUGAAGCGUAUGUAACCUGAAGCAUAUGUAACCCGAGGUACCACUGUACAUACAUGUUCGAUGAUCUGAUUGUGAGGCUUGUUGGUUUUUCUCCAAAGACCUGAAAAAGGCUCUUCUGCCUGAAGUAGACAAUGUCUCCAUCCAUUAGAUGGGGAAAGGAUACUUUGCUUCUGGGCACUUCCAUACCACAGGCUUAAAACAGUUUAAUAUUAAUCUUGGGACCCUGAGAUUUGCAGUUCUGUGACAGGAAACUAAGGUUCUUAUCACUUUACCAAACUACACUACCAUGAGUAAUAUCAAUUUAUUAUCAAUUUACAGCAUUUUCAUACUCCCCAUUAACAAUUCAUUCUCUAGGUGGUUUGCAUUAUUCAAAAAACAUUGUGCUUUGAAUAAGUAAGGUGAUUUGUUUGUUCCUUGUUUCUUUUAUUUUAUUCUGGUGUGCUGAGCUGAUUCUGCCUCUUCACUGCAAAAGGGAACUGGAGAAACAUCUGUCUUAAAAGCCCUAACAUUUUAAAAACUCACAGGAAGUGACUGUUUCAACCAAUGUCAAACAUGCUUAUGCAAAGCAUUUUUUCCACUCUGUCUUAUAAGCAGCAGUGGUUGUUUUUCAGUGGAAUUGGUAAGAAAAAACAUUGCCACAAAUACAUAGCCCCAACAUUUACUCAACCACUCUAAGGCCAAAAUAUUAGCAAGUUCAUAGCUUGGAUUUGUUUCUUCAUAAAACAUAUAGGGCAGAGGAAUUCUUAACAUAGGUUGCAGCUUAAAUAUAAAAUCAGCCUGCUUCUGCACUACAGAAUUUAAAAUAAACAAGCUAGAAUCUGUUUGCUCCUCCUUGAAAAGCCGCACUUUGAGAAUUCAAAAUCACCAAACUGGGACUGUUGUGUAGGGUUUUAAUAUUUAUCCUUUAACUAAUGAGCAGUGAAAAAAUGCUAGCUAGAUAUUUUUUAGGCCAAUGAUAAGAUUUCUUUGCCUGUUGAAAGCAUGAAGGAAACAGUGCAAACCAAGUGGGAAGUGGCUGCAGCAAGUGUAUACAGCUAAUCUUCACAGCCAGCUGAAUAAACGCAGCCCAGCAGGUGGGUUCUCAUACACUCUGCUGCGACUUGCACGAGAAUAAUACACUGCAAUUCUCACGCCAAUAACGUUCUGUGUAAAAGAGUUUUAAAACUUUACUGCAAUAGCUUUAUAAAACAAAAACUACCGCCAUGAAAUAUAAAAAUACAACAUGAACAUAAAAUUAAAUACAUAUAAAAUAACAUCAAAAUAAAACAAGUUUAAAACUUGUGGUUGUAGGAUAGUUAUCCUUCUCGUGUUGGUUCAGAUCCAGCACAAGUAUAUUGCUUUAGGGGAAGAUCUGGUUUAUUUUAUUAGCAGGAAAGGCAGUUAGUCUCAGUAGCCCCUGCUGGAAACUGAGUGGCACCUGUUUAAUCUGGAAACAAAAUCUUUGCAGAGUACUACUACUACUACUACUAAAGUUAGCUGUGCUAACUCAGGGCUUACCCCACUUACCUUUCCUCUGCUCUGUCUAGGAACAGGCCACAUUUUAAAGCACUGGGUCUGAUUGCCCUUUUGCAUUUCUUUUUUGCUCUGGAGCUUCCUCUGCAAAAACCCGCUUUUUAAAGCUCAGUUGGAGCAAACAGCAAUAAUGGAAAACCUGAAUUGAUGUCCAAGUGCUAAAGAGCAGGUUUUUGCAGGGAAAGCCCUGGAGAAAAACACACACACACCAAAUGCACACUUGGACAUAGAGCUUUUAAGCAUGGACCUGUACUUGGAAUGAGCAAGGCAAAAUAUGUGUGGAUAAGCCCACAGUGUGUCUUUAUCAGAGUUUUAAAAGAGAAUGAUGUUUGCCUCAAGUGGUGACUACUACUCAAGAGGCCAACCAAGAAACCCAGAUGUUACAAAGUCUGGCUGAGAGUUUUGUGGGGUUUUUCCCAGAUGCUUCUGGAGAAGAGAUACGGUCUGCCAUCUCACUGACUGAACAAGUGAGGACUGUGACAAAGAAAGUGGCACCAGUCCAUUGGGAUCCCACUCAUGAGGCUCAGAAACGAAGAGAGGUGAUAGGAGAGCUGAGAGCCCAGCUGUCCUUCAGGAGUCGGAUGGAGCAGGAGAGCAUGCUCAGCCAAUUGGAGAGGGUGAUCAAGGAGAUACAGGUAACUGCGCAGCAUCAGCAUACAGUGAUACCUUGGUCCAUUCCGGAGGUCCGGUUGUAAACCAAAACAGGUUGUAACCCAAGGCGUGCUUUUGCCAAUGGGGCCUCCAAAAAAAAUAUUGGUUGUAAUCCAAAAAGAGAGAGGUUGUAAUCCAAAAAACAGGGACACACACUUCAGGGUUUGACGUGCUUGUAAUCCAAAAUGGUUGUAAUCCAAAACGGUUGCAAACCAAGGUACCACUCUAGUUGGUAUGAACUCUGCAUAAUGAAGUAUUUGCCAGAAAUCUCAUGCAGCCAGAGUUGAAAGGCCAUGUUUGAAGCACAAUAUUCUGGACUCGCAGAAGACUGGGCAGUUAACUGUAGAAUCUCUCAGGCACUCACAAGAAUGAGCUGCAUUUAAUGGACAGUUAUCUGAAUUAAAGCCUAAAUAAGUAGAACACAGUCACCCAUAGAGCUCUGCUGGAUCAGACCAACAGAGCAUCCUGCCUCCCAAAGGGACCAGCCGGAUGCCUCCAGGGAUGUCGGAAAGAGGAGCCCUCUCCUGUUAUUGCUGCCUCGCAACUGGUAUUCCCUGGGAUACUGCCCCCAUGUGUGAGAGUUUCACAUGGCCAUUAUGACUAAUAGUUGAUACAGGACUUGACAGCUGUAAACACGUCACAUUGUAUUCUAAAACCAAGUUUAUUUGCUAUAUAAGCACAUCUUGUGGCAGCAAGUUCCAUAAAUUAAUUAGGCACCAAAUAGUUUCAUGGGUGGAUUCCAAAUUUUAUUAUAAUGAGAAAAACUUAUGUUCACUUUCUCUACUCCAUGCAUAACUGAUAAAACUCGAGUGUGUGUCAGCCCCUGUCCCUUAGAAUUUUCCCCCCUAUGUUAUAAAACCUCGAACACAUUAGCCUUUCUUUGUAGGCAAGGUGCUCCAGUCCUCCCUGAUAAUUUUGGCUGCUCUUUCCUUCACUUUUCCAAGUUUACAACAUCCUUUUAGAGAUGGGACAACUCCAUUUAUAUGCCAUAUUCCAAUUGCAGCUGCACUGUAGGUUUGUAGGUUUGUCUGUGGUCAUUGCAAUACUGAAACUCAGUUUUAGUCUCAGUCUGUUUCCUAGUUAUCCCUAACAUUGAAUUCAUCUCACGAAGCUAAAUUAAAAUUAAACUGUAAUAUUAUUAUUUUCUUCUUAUAAAUAGAUAUAUAAAAGAUUUUGAAAAAUGUUUAGCAAUUUGAAAACAAGUUAAUUUUGAAAAUGCUAAUCAUUGGCCAGUCUCUUACAUUUUAAUUAUGGUAUCUAACCUAUGUGGGGGGUUCCCCCCCUUAAUUGCACUGCCCCCCCCCCCCAAAUCAGUACAGUCGUACCUUGGAUCCCAAAGACCUUGCAACUUGAACGUUUUGGCUCCCAAACGCCGCAAACCUGGAAGUGAGUAUUCCGGUUUGCGAAUGUUCUUUGGAACCUGAACGUCUGACGCAGCUUCCGUGGAUUCCGACUGAGUGCAGGAAGCUCCUGCAGCCAAUCAGAAGCCGCACCUGGGUUGCUGAACGUUUUCGGAAGUCAAAUGGACUCCCGGAACGGAUUCUGUUCAACAACCAAGGUAUGACUGUAAUGGAAAAAUUAAAAUUCAGACAUUUUUAAAAAUCUGAAUGAAAAGUGGUUUUACAGUAAAUUAUAUUUCUUUAAAUCAGAUCAGAACAUAUGAUUUGGCAUCCUGGAUCAGGUCAAUUCUGUUUCCAAAGAGGCCAGUCAAGUACUUCUGGGAAGCUCAACAGUGGGGAAUGGAGGCAGAACUCCCCGUGUUGUUUGUCCCCAGCUGCCCCUGUGCUCCAGGUUUUUAAUUUAGCUGUCAUAGUGUUUCAGGUGCUACACUUUACUGGCCUAGUAGUUGACAAGGAAUCUUACGAUGCAUUCCAUGAAGUGCUUUUGAAGGGAUAUCCCUUCUCUGGUUUUAAAAAAUCAAGGGGUUAUCUCACAAUCUCUUAGGGUACACAGUUGUGGUAGAUGUGCAUUUGUGUAGGUUGAGGUACUUUCCAAAGCUCUAAGGAUAGGGCUGGUAAAGCCUUCUUUCUCUCGUUCCCAUCAGCUGACGGGGAGGCGAGAAGAAAGCCUGCAUUUUGCAAACAUCAGCUGCAUGAGGGAGAAGUCCCUUUUAGAGCUGAUGCCUGCAGAAACCCAGGGCUGCUUGAUUUGGCUUCGUGCGCAGAUUGGCUUGGAGGCCAAUCCCCUAGUCGAGGAAUAGCAUAACCACUGGCUUAGACUAAUCAGUAGGUUGAAUAUGUUCCACAAUUGAGUAAACUGGUAAGACAAUCCGGGUGCACCUGUUGCUUUGUGUUGAUUUGCGGCAGAAUGUGGCAAAAAUGUAAAGUACAAUGGGCAAAAAUGUAAAGUACAGUGGGCUGCCCAGAACAUUUAUUAUUAUUGAUUAAAUUUAUAUAUCAUCAUUCAUCCAUAGGGCGGUUCACAACAACAUUUCUGUUUCUCCAUGUUGCAAGAAAUUUCAGAUAGGGUAGGGGUUGGUUCGAGUGUGUGUGCACGUGUCCCUAUGCGAAGGAUGCUGGCAGGAGAGAAAUGAACUCACUUUAAAACUCACAUUGUGCCAACUCAGGGCCAGCCCAUCCAUGAGUCAGCUGCCUCGGGUGGCAGAAUCCAAGGGGCACCCCCAUGGGCAUGCCUCCCCUCCGUCCCCGCUGCCAGAAAAGCAAGGAGAAGCGCCUGUGGCAGCUUCCGGCUUCCAGAAGAUCUCGGAAGCCACUGCUGCCAUUCAGAUUCAUUGAGUCCUUCUGAAUGGCCAUAGAAACUAGUGGAGAUGGUAACCACUUGCAUGGUUUUGCUUGCUAAGUGUUUGGCUAUUACAGCAGGGCAGGGUGGAGGGCUCCAAGAAGUGUGCCCGCAAUAGCUGUAAACUAUUUUGAGGCUGAGGAAUUGGGUUCGACUGUUUUUAAGGUUCUGAAAAGCCAACGGUGGAAGAAAAAGAAAGAGGCCUCAGCAUAUGAAGCAAAGGCUACUUCUCCUGAAGUCAGGGUAAGCACUUCUCAGCUAUUUCAGCUUAUCAGACCCACCCUGUAACUUUAGGGGAAUAAAUUUUUUGUCCUAGUAUACAGUGUAGCAGGAAGCCCAGUGUAGAAGUUCACAGUGGAACUGUCAGGAACCCAAAAACUGUAAGAGUACCCUCAUAUGGUUUCGUCUUUAUGCAAUUGGCUUUUGAAGUGCACUGGCCCUUUCAUUUGGAAAAGAAUCUUAUUGCAUCUUGUUUAUUAUUUUAGGAAUAACAAAAAUAAGCAGUGUUACAUGAAAGUGCAUGUAUGCGUGUUUGAGAGGGAGUAGGUGUCUGCCAAUCCCCAGUCCUAAUUGAGCAAACCAAGGGACCUGCUAGGCCCAAAAAUGUCCUCUGCAGUCUCUUUCACUCUCUGUGUGAAGGGGGUUCAAGGUAGAGAGAAUUCUGUUAGGAUACCAGUAUCAUUGCCACUCUGUAUUUUGAAUCACUUGACUAUGUUCCACUUCAGGGUAAAAUUACGUUAGAUACGGAUGAUGGGGGUGAACUUGGGAAUCAGCAAAGCCAAGAUGAUACACAGCAGGAGAAAGAAACAUCAGGUUUGAAAACAAUUCAAGGCUGGAAUUACUCUGUACCUAUCUGGAGGUGA
Molecule: messenger RNA, 17337 nt
Organism: Podarcis lilfordi (Lilford's wall lizard)
Lineage: Eukaryota; Metazoa; Chordata; Lepidosauria; Squamata; Lacertidae
Source: the annotation of a GenBank genome assembly